AUGGGUGAUCGAGAAGCUGAUGUCCCAACCCCAAUUACCCGAGCAGAUCUGGACGCUCAAAACCGACUGAUCGACAACCUAACCAACCAAUUUGGGGAGAUGCGAGAAUUGUUGUUGCAAGCUCUUGGUGGCAACAAUAGGAGAGAAGGCAGAGAUAACGAAAGAAGAGAUGGCGAGAGAAGAGACAAUAGGAGGCAACUUAAUCCGGAUAGUGAGUCCGAGUCAGAAGAAGAACUUGAAGAACCACCACCGCCGGCUAAUAAUCCUCGUCAUCAUAAUCGUAAUUACGAGAAUUUUGGCGAUUAUCGGAUUAAAGCAGAAAUUCCUAACUUUUGGGGAAAUCUGAAGAUUGAAGACUUCUUGGAUUGGCUUGUAGAAGUGGAGAGGUUUUUCGAUAUUAUGGAGGUUCCUGAGCAUAAGAUGGUGAAGAUGGUAGCUUUCCGCCUUAAAGCUACAGCAGCUGUUUGGUGGGAUCAAUUGCAAAAUUUACGGCAGAGGCAAGGAAAACAGAGGGUUCGAACAUGGCGGAAGAUGAAGUCGCUUAUGAUGGAACGAUUCUUGCCCACAGAUUAUGAGCAGAUUCUCUACCGUAUGUACCUAGGCUGUGCGCAAGGCACCCGUUCGGUUUCUGAGUAUACCGAAGAGUUCAUGCGUUUGGCAGAGCGAAACCAUUUGACCGAGACUGACAAUCAAAAGGUCGCAAGGUACAACAAUGGGCUGAAAAUUUCCAUCCAGGAAAAAAUUGGCAUGCAGAAUAUAUGGACUUUGCAGGAGGCGAUUAACAUGGCAUUGAAGGCUAAACUGUUGGAGAAGGAGAAACGCCAACCCAACUUCCGCAGGAAUGCGACGGAAGCCUCUGAUUAUACUGCUGGUGCUUCUAGUGGCGCAGGAGAUAAGGGGAAAGCACAGCAGCAGAGUUCUGGAGGGAUGACAAAACCAACAACAGUUGGCCAAAACAAAAACUUCAACGAGGGCAGCAGCCGGAAUUACAACAGAGGGCAGCCCCGAAACCAGUCCCAGAAUCCGUAUGCUAAGCCCAUGACGGACAUAUGUUACCGUUGCCAAAAACCAGGGCAUCGUUCUAAUGUUUGUCCAGAGCGGAAGCAGGUUAACUUUAUCGAAGAAGCCGAUGAAGAUGAAGAAAACGAUGAAGUCGGGGAAAAUGAUUAUGCAGGGGCUGAAUUUGCAGUUGAAGAAGGAAUGGAGAAGAUUACCCUAGUUUUGCAGAGAGUUCUUUUGGCACCAAAGGAGGAGGGGCAGCGUCAUAAUAUUUUUCGUUCCCUCUGCUCAAUCAAAAACAAGGUUUGUGAUGUGAUCGUCGACAAUGGAAGUUGCGAGAAUUUCGUGUCAAAGAAAUUGGUGGAAUAUUUGCAGCUAUCAACGGAGCCACAUGUCAGCCCUUACUCACUAGGUUGGGUUAAAAAAGGCUCUUCGGUUCGUGUAGCUGAGACUUGCCGUGUGCCGCUGUCUAUUGGUAAGCAUUACAGAGAUGAUGUCUUAUGUGAUGUUAUUGACAUGGAUGCAUGCCAUAUUUUAUUAGGGCGUCCUUGGCAAUUUGAUGUGGAUGCGACUUUCAAGGGACGAGAUAAUGUCAUUCUGUUCUCUUGGAACAACCGGAAAAUUGCAAUGGCAACUACACAGCCCUCAAAACCCUCUGGGUUGUUAAAACUUGGCCGAGGAGGAGGUGACAUUCCACAAGAUGUGCAGCAGAUUUUGUCUCAAUUUCAGGAAUUAUUUUCUGAAAAUCUACCAAACGAGCUGCCACCUAUGCGGGACAUACAACACCGAAUUGACUUGGUGCCUGGAGCUAGCCUUCCGAAUCUGCCCCAUUAUCGGAUGAGCCCCAAGGAGAAUGACAUCCUCAGAGAGCAGAUUGAAGAAUUACUGCGGAAGGGAUUUAUCAGGGAGAGUUUGAGUCCCUGCGCAGUUCCUGUUUUGUUGGUUCCGAAGAAAGACAAGACUUGGCGAAUGUGUGUUGACAGCCGAGCAAUCAACAAGAUAACAGUGAAGUACAGGUUUCCCAUUCCACGAUUGGAGAAUAUGCUGGAUGUUCUUAGCGGCUCAAAGGUGUUUUCCAAGAUAGAUUUGCGAAGCGGUUAUCACCAGAUUCGCAUCAGACCUGGCGACGAAUGGAAAACAGCGUUCAAGAGCAAGGACGGAUUAUUUGAAUGGUUGGUGAUGCCAUUCGGAUUGUCAAAUGCGCCUAGCACCUUCAUGAGACUCAUGAAUCAGGUUCUUCGACCAUUUAUUGGCUCUUUUGUCGUGGUUUAUUUCGAUGACAUUUUAAUUUACAGCACCACAAAAGAAGAACAUCUUGUGCAUUUGAGGCAAGUUUUAGACGUUUUGAGAGAAAAUAAACUGUUUGUGAACCUUAAAAAAUGUACUUUCUGCACAAAUAAGCUACUGUUCUUGGGUUUUGUUGUUGGUGAGAAUGGUAUCCAGGUUGACGACGAGAAGAUCAAGGCAAUCCUUGACUGGCCAGCUCCAAAAACAGUUUCUGAAAAGGGCCGGUUCAAUUGGGGAGAGGAGCAAGAGAGGAGCUUUGCAGAAAUAAAAGAAAAGCUUUGCACCGCGCCAGUUUUAGCCCUUCCAAACUUUGAGAAAGUUUUCGAAGUUGAAUGUGAUGCCAGCGGUGUGGGAGUCGGAGCUGUGCUUUCACAAGACAAGCGGCCAGUUGCAUUCUUCUCUGAAAAAUUGAGCGAUGCACGUCAAAAGUGGAGUACUUAUGACCAAGAGUUCUAUGCGGUUGUUCGGGCUUUGAAGCAAUGGAAGCACUAUCUUAUCCAGAAGGAAUUUGUUUUAUUUACAGAUCAUCAAGCGUUGAAGUAUAUUAACAGCCAGAAAAAUAUUGAUAAAAUGCAUGCUAGAUGGGUGACUUUCUUGCAGAAAUUCUCGUUCGUUAUCAAGGAGAAGCUCAUUCGGGACUUGCAUGGUGGAGGGUUGAGUGUCCAUAGUGCCACCGGGAAGUCUCCAUUUUCCAUUGUUUAUACUGCUAUGCCUAACCAUGUUGUAGAUUUGGUGAAACUGCCUAGAGGCCAACAAACCAGUGUGGCAGCAAAAAAAUUUGUCAAGCAGAAACUUGAGCAAACUAAUGCUAAGUACAAAGCUGCUGCGGAUAAGCAUAGGCGAGUUAAAGUGUUUCAGGAAGGUGAUUCUGUGAUGAUAUUUCUGAGGAAGGAGAGGUUUCCAGUUGGCACAUAUAGCAAGCUUAAACCAAAAAAAUAUGGUCCUUACAAAGUGCUCAAACGGAUCAAUGAUAAUGCCUAUGUUAUUGAGUUACCAGAUUUCAUGGGAAUAUCCAAUAUUUUUAAUGUUGCAGAUUUAUAUGAGUUCCGUGAAGAUGAGGUCCUUUAUCCAAAUCAUAACUCGGGGUCGAGUUCCUCGGAGGUGGAGGGGACUGAUGUAGAACAGAUGGCAGAUUUUAUCGCGGUUGAGCUAGAAAAAGGACGUAGCGGGAAUAUGCAGUUUUGUCGUCCAAGCUCCGAUUAG
This is a messenger RNA of Prunus persica (peach), 3489 nucleotides long. RefSeq lists its product as uncharacterized. The coding region runs from base 1 to 3489 and encodes 1162 amino acids. The transcript has 6 exons. NCBI's taxonomy places the organism in Eukaryota, Viridiplantae, Streptophyta, Magnoliopsida, Rosales, Rosaceae. The record is from RefSeq and is a predicted model, not a curated record. Gene Ontology annotation, molecular function: zinc ion binding; nucleic acid binding.